AUGGCCAUUUCCAAAGCGUUUGAACUGGGAUUAGUUGCUGGGUUGAGCCGCCAUGAACUUGCAUGGACAUCACAAGGAGAUCUGACCUUCGGUGAUAACAGCUAUCUGUCCCGGGAGGAGCCUGCAAUUCGUCAUCGGCCUUCCCAGUUUGUGCCAGCCAUGAGAAUCCAGGACAGUAAGGAGCUCAACAAAACCUGCUGUCUGAAUGGGGGAACCUGCAUGCUGGGGUCCUUUUGUGCCUGCCCCCCCUCCUUCUAUGGACGGAACUGUGAGCAUGAUAGACGCAAAGAGUAA
This is a messenger RNA of Pteropus alecto (black flying fox), 294 nucleotides long. It is a transcript of the gene CRIPTO, whose product is annotated as teratocarcinoma-derived growth factor 1. Lineage: Eukaryota; Metazoa; Chordata; Mammalia; Chiroptera; Pteropodidae. The record is from RefSeq and is a predicted model, not a curated record. The transcript has 3 exons. The coding region runs from base 1 to 294 and encodes 97 amino acids.